This is a messenger RNA of Phascolarctos cinereus (koala), 729 nucleotides long. RefSeq names its product secretoglobin family 3A member 2 (gene SCGB3A2). The record is from RefSeq and is a predicted model, not a curated record. Lineage: Eukaryota; Metazoa; Chordata; Mammalia; Diprotodontia; Phascolarctidae.
GUAGGAAUAUGUUUGGGGGCCCACGUCUAGUUCCCCAGAGGAGGCCCCUGUACAGCAGAAUCAACAAGGAAAAUUUUCAUUCCCAUGGGAACGUGACGGAAGGAGGAAGGAGCCUUAGUCUGUUUGCUAGAGAAACAUGACCUAUGUAUUAUUCCUGAAAGGUCAAGGGGGCUUGGGGUUGCUGAAUGGAGAAUCCAUGAGUAUAUAUACGUGUGUGUUUGUUGUUCACUCAGCACCACAGGCUGGCUAAGUUCAAUUGUGAGUCUAUUGGGAUUUCCUUUCAGACUUCAAGAAUCUGAGAAGUUUCUGCCAGAGAUACCAGUCAUGAAGCUGGGACAUGUCUUUCUGUUUGUAACUUUUGCUGUCUGCAGUUACUCUGCUACUGCUUUUUUCAUCAACAGUGGGUCUCUUCCCAUCAACAAUUUCAUGCCCCUGGACAUGAUCCUCUCCAUUAUUGACCCACUGAAAAUGGUCUUGAAAACACUGGGCAUCUCUGUGGAGCACUUGGUUGAAGGGCUGAAGAAAUGUGUGGAUGACCUGGGGCCUCAGGCUUCCGAAGCUGUGAAAAAACUUCUGGAGGCUUUGUCCCACCUGGUGUGAUUUCAGGAUGAUGGACAAUAUAAGUAGCUGCAUGCUUCAGGACCUCCCUUAUCUUCCUCUUAUCAUUUUAAUGUUUUAAUGCCUGACUCCAGGCAUCCUGAAUUGUAUCAAUAAAGCACAUAGACAGUU